Molecule: messenger RNA, 905 nt
Organism: Kockovaella imperatae
Lineage: Eukaryota; Fungi; Basidiomycota; Tremellomycetes; Tremellales; Cuniculitremaceae
Product: ubiquitin-conjugating enzyme/RWD-like protein
Exons: 14
Coding region: 138-797 (219 amino acids)
Molecular function (GO): protein binding
Source: RefSeq, a predicted model, not a curated record
CUGCAAGAGCGUAUUGUAGGUGUCAUCCUCAGACUCAGACUGCUACAUAGCACUCAGUCAGGACACACAGGCUGGCGGCAUUUUGGAAAUAUCCCCUCCUUGACCAGCGAAUUCAUCUCAAUUUACCUUGUCCCAGCAUGUCCGACGCUAGGUUACGGCGAGUUCAAAAGGAGAUUCGCGAUUGCGCGAAGGACAAGACGUCCAACAUAUCCAUUGACAUGAUUGACGAGAAUCCAUUUCAUCUUAUCGGUGCUUUCCCAGGACCGCCGGAUACGCCGUACGAAGGAGGCUAUUAUGAAGUGGACAUUGUCAUACCCGAUGCGUACCCUUUUCAGCCAGUCAAGAUGAAGUUUAUAACGAAAGUCUACCAUCCAAAUGUAUCAUCCGCUAGUGGAGCUAUAUGUCUGGACAUUCUGAAAGACGCCUGGUCACCAGUGCUCACGCUGAAGAGCACACUGAUAUCCCUCCAGUCCCUCCUUUGCGAACCGGUUCCGAAUGAUCCUCAGGACGCCGAAGUUGCGAAGCACUAUCUGGCAGACCGUGCAGGGUUCAACGCCACUGCGAAACAUUGGGCACAAGCUUACGCUCAAGCACCGGCGUCAAAAGUCAAAGCAACUCACGGAAAACCGGCGACGGAUGCAGAUAUGGCAGGUUUAGCGGAGGAGAAUGUAGUGUCGUUCACCGAUAUGGGUUUCCCAAGGGAAAAAGUGAUAUCCGUGUUGAAAAAGCUGAAUUAUCGUGGGAAUAAUGUGUCCAAUAUUCACGAGAGCACGGUGUUGGAGGAACUGUUCAAGUGAUCUAUACAGAGCGCCACUUCUUGACGACCUUGUCAUACCGCGUUCACUCCAUCAUCGCGAUAGUCCUUACACGGACUUAUCGAUAUAUGCACCACAUUAGGCGCUGGU